Dimorphilus gyrociliatus is the source of this 1484-nucleotide messenger RNA. The record is from the annotation of a GenBank genome assembly. Lineage: Eukaryota; Metazoa; Annelida; Polychaeta; Dinophilidae.
AUUAUCAAAAAUUUGUGGACCGCGCAAAUACAACUAACAAAAAAAUAGCAUAAGAGGAAAGAUGUAUUAAAUUUUUUUUUUUAAAAAACAAAAUAUUAAAUCAGUAAACGUUUAAAGAAGGUAGAAAGUUUCGGAUUAACUGAGAGAAAGAUGUCAAGUGGUGUAAUUAAAGCUGCAUUUAAGAUUAUAGCUUUAAGAGGCAGGAAGAAUAAAUCGAGAAAUGAUGAAAUACAUUCUACAUCUGAUAAAAUAUCUUCAACAUAUACUGUAACAUUACUGCUUAUUUUUAACUUUUUCGUCACAAAGAGUCAGUACGUUGGUGAUCCAAUUGCUUGUUGGGCUCCGGCGUAUUUUGCUAGAAGUUGGAAGAAAUACGCAGAUAAUUAUUGUUGGGUUAAAGGAACUUAUCCAUUACCCUUUGAUGAAGAUAUCCCUCAAGAUGAAUUGUAUCGUGAAGAUAAAACGUUACGAUAUUAUCAAUGGGUUCCUUUGUAUUUGUUCGCUAUGUGUGUUUUCUUCUAUUUGCCAAGUUGUUUAUGGAGUUGGGUAAAUUCACAGUCAGGAGUGGCCCUAUCGCCUCUUAUCAAAGCCGCUAAAGAGUACCAAUCAACUGCAGAUGACAAGGAAUUAGAGGCGAUUUGCUUUUGUUUUGAGAAAUUUGUUAAUAAUCAACUAGCGAGAAAACACUGGAUUUUGCAGAUACUUUGCGUGUUAAGUAAUAGGGCUAGAGGAAAUUUUAUGAUAACGUGUUAUCUUAUAACUAAAGUAUUGUAUUUAGUAAGUUCUAUUGGUCAAUUUUUUCUGGUGAGCUACAUGCUGGGAUUUAAUCUUAGUUCAUAUUCUCUCAAGGCUCUUUAUGACAUGAGCAAUGGAAACGAUUUAGCAGAAUCAAAAUUUUUCCCUAGAGUAACAAUGUGUAAUUUCAAAGUUAGACGCCUCGGAACUAUAAAUGACGUCAAUUUACAAUGUGUAUUACCAAUUAAUUUGUUUAAUGAAAAAAUUUUCAUCUUUAUAUGGAUUUGGAUUAUUUUUGCAAUUGUUCUUCAAGCUUUCUCCUUUAUAAGAUGGCUCUUCCUUGCCUUAUCAUUUAUAGAUAGAAAGAGAUACGUUCAUAAUCUUCUAGAAGGGGUUAAAAACAAAGAUAAUCUAAAAGAUUUUUGUGAAUAUAUUCACAAGGAUGGAGCAUUAGUGCUAAAGAUGAUCAAUAGCAAUACAAACUCUUUAGUAACGUCCGAUAUAGCUAAAUUACUGUAUAAAAGAAAAUAUGAAGAGAUUAAUUCAAAUUCUAAUAAUCAAGAGGCGAUUGUUUAAGAACAAAAUAAAAAAGCGUCUAAUAGCAAAAAAAAACGGAUGUGACGAUAAUAUAAAAGUUCAUUUUUUAUUAUGUUAUUCUUUCUUUACCGUUAUCAUUCUGUUAAGGAUUCUAAAUAAAUAUUACAAAAUACCAAAAUCUAUUUAUUUAUCCUAGAUAACAAUUAUCUGCU